Messenger RNA from Esox lucius (northern pike), 2107 nucleotides. It is a transcript of the gene lman2, whose product is annotated as lectin, mannose-binding 2. Gene Ontology annotation, biological process: endoplasmic reticulum organization; Golgi organization; endoplasmic reticulum to Golgi vesicle-mediated transport. Gene Ontology annotation, cellular component: COPII-coated ER to Golgi transport vesicle; endoplasmic reticulum-Golgi intermediate compartment; Golgi membrane. The coding region runs from base 36 to 1109 and encodes 357 amino acids. The record is from RefSeq and is a predicted model, not a curated record. NCBI's taxonomy places the organism in Eukaryota, Metazoa, Chordata, Actinopteri, Esociformes, Esocidae. Gene Ontology annotation, molecular function: D-mannose binding. The transcript is spliced from 8 exons.
CGUACCCGGAACAAGAAUAUGGUCAUCCCGGAUCCAUGGCGUCAGAAAUAAUUAGAAUUGAUCUGUUAGUGUCUUGUCGAGUCCGAGUUAGCAGAAUGAGAGGUUUUGGUACAUUUAUUAGGAUACCACUGCUUUUUCUAUUACUUCACUUUACUUUUGUGCAAUGUGAUAUAACAGACGGUAACGCAGAGCACUUGAAGCGAGAGCAUUCGCUCAUGAAACCUUACCAGGGUGUUGGAAGCAGUCCAUCCAGUCAGUGGGAUUUCUGGGGAAGCACACUAGUGACCAGCUCAUAUGUACGCCUCACACCUGAUGAGAGGAGUAAACAAGGAUCCAUUUGGAACACUGUGCCUGUUUAUCUGAAGGACUGGGAAAUGCAUAUCCAGUACAAGAUACACGGGUCUGGGAAAAAGAAUCUUCAUGGAGAUGGCAUUGCCAUCUGGUACACUAAAGACAGGCUGCACCCAGGCCCAGUCUUUGGAAACCAAGAUCAUUUUGUUGGCCUGGCUAUAUUUGUGGACACCUUCCGCAAUGAUCUCCAUGGGAUGGAUCGUUCCUUCCCCUACAUUUCUGCCAUGGUGAAUAAUGGGUCCCUGCCAUACGACCACGGGAAAGACGGGCGGAACGCUGAGCUAGGAGGCUGCUCCUCAGAAAUCAGGAACAAGGACCAUGACACCUACCUGGCUAUCCGAUAUUCCAAGGGCAGACUUACAGUUAUGGUGGACAUUGAUGAUAAGAAUGAAUGGAAAGAAUGCAUUGACAUUGGGGGUGUCCGCCUUCCCACAGGGUACUACUUCGGAGCUUCUGCUGCUACAGGGGAUCUCUCGGAUAACCAUGACAUCAUCUCAAUGAAGAUGUACCAGCUGAUGGUUGAGCACAGCCCAGAUGAGGACAACCUUGACUGGACCAAGAUUGAGCCAAGCGUUAGCCUGCUAAAGUCACCCAAAGACAACAUUGAUGACCCCACUGGUAAUUUCCGUAGCACACCACUUACUGGCUGGAAGGUAUUCCUGCUUCUGCUCUGUGCACUCCUGGGAAUUGUAGUUUGUGGUGUUGUAGGGGCUGUAGUAUUUCAGAAGCGUCAGGAAAGAAACAAGAGGUUUUACUGAGAGGUCGAAACAUGUUUCCAUGUGAGAUCUUCAUGAAAUGAACUAUUGCAAAGAAUACAGAUUCAACAAAACAUCCAAUGUGAAUUUUCUAAGGAUUGUAAAAAUGUUUAUAUCCGUUAAAGCACUGCGACGAGUCAUUCGUGGUAUCUUCUAAUGUUUGAGGUCACCAUGACUAAUGGUUACUACCAUGUGUGUGACUGACUGGUUACCAUGGUUACUAACAUUAUAAUGACCUUUUUGAUGGAGGCAGUUUGACCUUUUUUUAAAUUCUCCUGUUCUUGUUUUUUUUUCAUUCAUAGUACAGGUGACAGUUGUGGUAGGUUUUCUUUUUUAAAUUAGAUCAAUCUGCAAAACACUGAUUUGAUUACUAAGAUUAUUAUUUUUUUAUAUGUAUAAUUAUGAUUUUAUUUUUCUCUCUUAUUUCGCAUUUGUAACCUUGGUUUCUGAUUGGGUUAGUUUACAUAUGUGUAAGAUUGUUUUUACUUUUUUAUCUCUUGACUGCUCUUGACUGUAGAUUGAAAAUGAUUGCUGCUUUCUCUUUUGAUUCUGAAAUGCUGAGGCGACCUUAUCUGGACAUUUUCUUUCCAUGUGUGUCUUUGACAAAUACAUUUUAAAUGCUUAUAGGGAUUACAAUCACCACAAUCAGAGGCCCCUUUAGGAAGAAUAAUUUACUAAUUUUGGAAUUGUUAGCCUAAUUAUACUUACGUUUUACAUGCUAAAAUACCACAUGAACUGACAGGAUUUAGGGCACAUUCUCAAUUGGUAAGGCCUACUGAAAGCUGUAUAUGUCUCUACUAUGAGAUUGCACCUUUCCAAACUUGCAUUAGAUCCAUGUAUAUUUUAUUUUUUGACAAUUCUCUAUAAAGUGUUUAUCAUUAGUGGUGGCUGCUUACACAAUGAUAUGAGUGGAAAUAUCCCUUUACUGUGAUUGAAUGACUCAAAAGCAAUUUUUUAGGCAUCCUGUCUGACUCAAUAAAGCUGGUCUCCAAAUAAAAACA